This is a messenger RNA of Phlebotomus argentipes, 4981 nucleotides long. RefSeq names its product protein stoned-B. The transcript is spliced from 6 exons. Gene Ontology annotation, cellular component: AP-2 adaptor complex; synaptic vesicle. NCBI's taxonomy places the organism in Eukaryota, Metazoa, Arthropoda, Insecta, Diptera, Psychodidae. Gene Ontology annotation, molecular function: clathrin-cargo adaptor activity. The record is from RefSeq and is a predicted model, not a curated record. Gene Ontology annotation, biological process: regulation of endocytosis; clathrin-dependent endocytosis; synaptic vesicle endocytosis. The coding region runs from base 1 to 3903 and encodes 1300 amino acids.
AUGGCGAACCCUUUCCUGAUGACUGACGAGGACGUGAGUCCAUCCGCGGCCGCGUACCAGAAUCCAUUCCUGAUGACAGACGGCCCUGACGAUGAGAUGGACUACAUGGCGGAAAACCCAUUCGCGUCGGGAGCCACAAAUCCUUUUGCCGAGUUCGAGGAACCUCAGGCGCAGGCUUUGCCCAAUGAUAUUGACAUGUAUACUGCUACUCAGAUGGGGAUUGUGACAACAGGGAUGCAACUAUUCAUGGGAGCUGAUGCCAGCGCUUCAGUGACCACGACUGCAGGCAAUACGUUCCAGUCCAUUUCAUCGGGAGUGAACAUCUUUCAAGAAGAUCCUUCGCUGGUGCACAAACCAAUGGAGCUGGACAUCAAACAGCCGGCACUUAGUAAUGUAUUUGAGGACUCUGGGUAUGCAUACUCAAGUGAGGAGGAGUUGAGCAAGGUUAAGAAGAAGGCACCGCCAGCUAGACCAGCAGUAGGACCAGCUAAGGCCACUCAGGACUUGAUACUCUCUGUGGCUGAUCAACUAGACAUGGCGAGUUCACACUUGCUAGGACGAAUACCGGCGACCAGGACUCCAAGUCCAGUGUCCAUGAGGGACCUACACUCCCCGAGUCCCACUCCAGACGCAGUCGGAGACUUACUGGACGUGUCCGAUGGAGAUUUGAUGGCUGAACCCAUUAAUGACAACCCCUUCAGUGAACCGCAGGCGAUUCCUGAGCAGCCAGUAAUACCUGUGGAUGCCAUCAAGAGCACACCCAGUCGGCCUCCACCACCUCGUCCUGCCGGACCUCCGCCCAAACCCGCGCCUCCUGCAAUGGCCCAAGUUCCGGCUGCUCCGCCGGCGCGUCCUCCAGUGGCCGUCCAGCAACCGCAAACUGAACCGGACUUCAUGAUGGACAUCUUUGGGUCAGAGCAGCCCGUUGCCCCCAAACCACCAGCGCCCAAGUCCAAGGAAGAUAUCCUCAGUCUCUUCGCCACUCCGACUCCCCAGACAACGAAUACUCAACCCGAUCUACUGAGCGGCGACAUCCCUGAGUUGGACUCAGGAAUCGGCCUGGGAAUGCCCGUGUUUGGUGCUGACAUCACGACUCAAGCCGCUGCUCCUCCGGCAGUAGAGCCAGUGAUUGUCCACACUCCGGCUCUGCUCACGCCUCCAGAUGAGCAGGUGCGCUUCCAAGAGGCAGAGGUACGAAUUGAGGACGCCAAGUCGGACAUCUCAUCUGAGCACAGUGGUUCCAAUGCCACCAUAACAGCCCUUCCAUCUUCAGUGACUGGGAGUAUUGGGAACAUUGCAACACCGGUUGAGAUGGUGGAACAGACAGAACAAGAGGAGCCUUUGCCGCCGCCACCUGAAGAGGCUGAAUACCCAGCUUCCUCUUCGGCCAAUCCAUUCGCCAGUCCAACUGAGGAGGAGCGCGCCAACGAACCACUGUACGAAGUGAAGGAGACUAUCGUGGCGCCCAAGUUUGUGCCACGUCCUCCACCACCACGGCCGGCUCCACCGCCCAUUCCUCCGCAGCCCAAGGUGGCUCCUGCACCUGUUCCCGCGCCCGCACUCGCGCCCGCACCCGCGCCCGCACCCGCGCCCGCACCCAUUCCUGCUCCUGUUGCAGCCCCCAUAAUUCCUCAAGUUCCCGUGGCGCCGUCUGUGGUUCCAGUCACUGCUCCUUUGCCUCAAAAUGAAAUAUUUGGCAUCGUCGAAGAGGCUCCUCCGCCCAGGGUUGCGGAUGAAUUCGAUGCAUUCGCCGCUAAGUUUGAUUCAGCUGACGCCAAGACAUCCAAUGCAUUCGGGGAUGAUCCUGUGAAAAGCGUUCUCAAUGGCUUCGGCCCGACAACGAGUGAUGACGCCUGGGGUGGGAGUACUCCUGCUUUCGGAGACGAGGCUGCGUCUGCUGAUGGUUUUGGUGCUGACGAGGAGAGUUUCGACACCUAUCUCUCUAUGAAUCCCCCAGCCGUGGAGAGAGCAGACUCUCAUGAUUCUGAUGAUGCUCAAAGAGACUUUAAUGUGGUAAUAAAGCCAAGGGAAGGCGAUACAACUCCCAGUUUUAUGGCAGCCGCUCUGGCUCCUCCGCCCAAGAGUUCUGCCAAUUCUACUUACUCAGGAGACUCCUCCCCAAGGGUGAAUCCCUUCGACAAGGGCUACGAUGAGCCCAUGACUAUGGAUAUCACUCCGGAUACUAAACCGACCUUUGAGCGAUCGGACUCGCAGGAAUCUCCGCCGACUCCGCUCUUCGAUGAAGACGUCUCGCAGCCCCUGGAGGAUUUCCCCAGGAUAAUGGUCGAUGGUGCUAAGGGAUGGGAGAUGCAACUGCGACAGCCCAAUAAGAAGAAGAUCACGGGUCAGAGAUUUUGGAAGAAGAUUUUCGUUAGACUUGUGUACCAGGGUGACAAUCCUGUUAUGCAACUCUGCAAUUCAUCCAAUGACAAGGAACCCUUCCAGGAGUUGCCUCUGCAGGCAUGCUACUCUGUAUCAGACAUUGGAGCGCAGCAAUAUGACCAGUUUGGGAAGAUAUUUACUGUCAAAUUGCAGUACAUCUUCUACAAAGAGAGACCGGGCGUGAGACCAGGACAGGUGACGAAGGCUGAACGUUUAACCAAUAAGCUUAGCCAAUUUGCCGCUUACGCAAUCCAAGGAGAUUACCAGGGAGUGAAGGAGUUCGGAAGUGAUCUGAAGAAACUUGGUUUGCCAGUUGAACAUGCUCCUCAAGUGUCUCAGCUAUUUAAGAUUGGUUCCAUGAGCUUUGAGGACAUGAAGCAGUUUUCUGUGGUCGUCGAGGAAGCUCUGUUUAAGCUUCACGCCCAUCGAGAUCGGGCUCUGAACUACAAGUCCGAGGAAGUUCAACUUACAGCUGUGGAUGAAUUGUAUGCUGAGCAAGAUGCUGAAGGUCACAUUACGAAGCAAAUAGCCAGGGUUCGGCUCUUCUUCCUCGGCUUCUUGUCCGGCAUGCCGACCAUCGAGUUGGGCGUGAAUGAUCUGUGGCGCCAGGGAAAGGAGGUCGUGGGUCGGCAUGACAUCAUCCCCGUUGUCACUGAGGAGUGGAUUCGACUUGAGGGCGUGGAGUUCCACUCCUGCGUACAGCAGGAUGAAUAUGAGCGCACUAGAACUAUUAAAUUCCAGCCUCCCGACGCAUGUUACAUCGAGCUGAUGAGAUUCCGAGUGCGUCCGCCGAAGAAUCGAGAGUUGCCACUGCAAGUCAAGGCGACGUGGUGCGUUACUGGCAACAGGGUUGAAUUGAGAGUGGAUGUUUUGGUGCCUGGCUUCGCCUCAAGGAAGCUCGGUCAGAUUCCAUGUGAGGACGUGGCGAUUCGGUUUCCCAUUCCCGAGUGCUGGAUUUACUUGUUCCGAGUGGAGAAGCACUUCCGCUACGGAUCGGUGAAGUCUGCUCACCGUAGGACUGGUAAGAUUAAGGGUAUAGAGAGGAUUUUGGGUACCAUGGAUCAACUGCAGGAGUCGCUGAUUGAGGUGACAUCAGGUCAGGCCAAGUAUGAGCAUCAGCAUAGGUCCAUUGUUUGGAGAUGUCCUCGCUUACCUAAGGAGGGCCAAGGCGCCUACACAACUCAUCAGAUGGUCUGCCGAAUGGCUCUCACCAGCUACGAUCAGAUCCCUGAGCAAUUGGCACCGUAUUGCUACGUGGAGUUCACGAUGCCUGCCACUCAGGUGUCGCACACAACAGUGAGGUCUGUCAGUGUCCAGGAAUCAGACAGUGACGAUCCUCCUGAGAAGUACGUCCGGUACCUUGCGCGCCAUGAAUACAGGGUUGGGAUUGAGCACACUCAAGGCGAGAGCCAGAAUGCUUAUUUGGCAGCCACAACGGUCAGUAAGCCCAUCAAGGAGGAACCACCGGCUCCAGCUCUCUCGCCAAUGGCUCCCAGCGACUCCGACUCUGACUCCAACUAAGGAUUCCACACAAGUAUGAGUUGAAGUUUCUUUUCUGCAAUAAAUUAAUUUAGCCCAUAUGGUGAAAUCGCAAAGAGGAGAGAUGAUCAAGUAAUAAAUCAUUGUUGUCAAAUAGCUUCAAAGGAUAAGGAAAGGUGGAAAAUAUUAAAUUAAUUGUUAUUGCAUAUUUAGUGAUUAAAGGACAACCUAUUAUACCGUAUUUUUCUGCUUGGCACCAUAGCAAAUAAUAUAAUUGAAGAAAGUCUAUAUUGAUGAAGCGUUGAAGGUCAGGAGAACCUAUUAUAGUUUCUAAAUUCUAAGCUUUUAUUAGACAAAAAUAAAUUGAUCACGUCUAUAUCAGGCAAAAGAAGAGGAGAGUAAUAAUUGGAGAGCAUAUUAUUAGUUGACAAUAACAGAGUAUUAAAAGAUGAUAUAAAUUGUAUUUACUAUAGAGGAUUGCGCGUUUUAGUCAAGCAGAAGAAGAUUAAUUGAAACUUGUUGCAUGUUAUAGCCUAUCCCCUGAACAAAGAAAUGGACUUGAGCGAAGGAUUCUGUGAAUGGUUGAGAGGAGAUUGGCAGCCCAAAUGUUCUUGACUAUAUUGUUACCAUUUAGAUUAUAUAAUCCUGGAAAUGAUACAUUAAUGAAAUGCAUUAAAAAUAUAAGUAUAAACAAAACAUUGAUGCGCACUAAAGACAUUUUUUGUGACCAGAAGAACGCUCUGUAUACAGAAUACUUGGUGAAGUCUUGAAAAUAUAUUAUAUUGUAAUGUGACAAAACGUCUACUUAAAUAUAUAUUGCCCUUUCGUUCCUUCUCUAAAAAUGAUGCAAGAUCUCUCAUUGAAAAUAUCAAAAUAAAGUGAAUAUAGAAAUGGUUGUAGAGUAGGAUUAGGAUCAUACUAGUGAGGGCAGAGGAUUUGCGAUGCAAAGAGAUAUGUGAAAAGUGUGAGGAUGAUCAUUAUACGUAUAAAGUAUGUAACUAAAUGUAUGAUAAAAUAUUACAAGAAAGAUGAUAUUAUUGAACAUAUGGAAUAUAUAAAGUAUUAGAGAGGAAUCAGCAUAAAAUGUAAUGGAUAACAAUAAAGAAAAUGUAAUUGCGAA